This is a messenger RNA of Centruroides sculpturatus (bark scorpion), 1374 nucleotides long. Its product is annotated as probable glutamate receptor. The transcript is spliced from 8 exons. Gene Ontology annotation, molecular function: ligand-gated monoatomic ion channel activity. The record is from RefSeq and is a predicted model, not a curated record. Bases 1 to 1302 code for a protein of 433 amino acids. NCBI's taxonomy places the organism in Eukaryota, Metazoa, Arthropoda, Arachnida, Scorpiones, Buthidae. Gene Ontology annotation, cellular component: membrane.
AUGUUUCGGGAUGUUCUGGAACGUUCAGGAACAUCCCAGAACAACCCAGAUCAUUGUGGAACAUUCCAGAAUACUCUUGAAUGUUGUGAUGAAAAAUCAAAUGAAAAAGUUGUGCAAGGUAUUAACAGAGAAAAAGUGGAAAAUGUACUUAGAAAGAUGAAAAUGAGUAAAGCAGUAGGCACUAAUCGAUUUUCCAUUGAGGGUUGGAGAGUGCAUCCGAUACAAAGUUCCUUAGGAAACAAAGACGAAAGUGGUACGUGGCAGGGAAUUACCGGACAAGUGGCAAACCAGGAAGCAGAUGUGGCCUUUAUACCUAUAGUUCUCAACUACGAACGCUUCUCUGCAAUGGGGUUUUCGUCAGCUUUUUUAUUUCCCUCUACAGUUUUUCUUAUUAGGACUCCAGAUAAAGUUUUUGAUUGGAAUUCUGUUACGAAGCCUUUUACCUUAAAUGUAUGGAUCGCUAUAUUUUCUAUUGUAUUGAUAUUUGGACUAACGCUAUAUAAAGUGCUAGAGAAGGACUUUGUUGCUGCAAAAGCAGGAAAACGGUGGACUCUGUGUACAGUUUUUUGGAAUUUAGUUUGUACAUUACUGGGCAAAGGAUUGAAUCUAGAGAAAGUGAAAAGAUUUGCGUCCAGAUUCAUGAUAGGAAUUUGGUGGUUAUCGAUUUUUGUUUUGGUAUCCGGUUAUAGUGGAGCGUUAAUGUCUUUUAUGACAUAUCCUUUAACUGAGUCUAUUCCAAAAGAUUUUCAAGAACUUUCUGUUUUUGUCCGCAACGGUGAAUACUCAUGCGGAACGUACAAGGGAUAUGCUACUUGGAAAGAUAUCAUGGAAUCGAAAUCAGAAAGUAUUAAUAUUUUAGGUGAAAACAUUCUGUCGAAUAAUAAUUCAAUGACUAUUGCAGAAGGCAUUAAAAAAGCACAGAAUGAACGAUUUGCAUACAUAAUGUUUAAAGGUCUCUUAAAUAACCACAUCAGUAACGUAGAAAGGCAUAAAUAUGUGAUGUCGAAAGAUUCUUUUCGUACAUAUAUGUGUGCUUAUAUAGUCAGAAAGAAUUUUCCAUUUAAGAAGGAUAUGACUAACAUAGUAAGUCGCAUGUUUGAAGCUGGAAUUUUUGAAAAAUUAAAUAAUAAAGAAGUUAAAGAAUUCCAAGAAUCAUCAAAAUUCCGACCAUUGUCAAUUGAAGAUAUUGAAAGUCCUUUGUUACUUAUGGGCAUUGGAUAUGUAGUGUCUUUAUUCUGCUUAAUCAUUGAAAUAAUAUUAACUAAAGUAAUGAAAAUUGUUACAUGUAAUCCACUUUACUAAUGUAAAAUUAUAGAAUUUAUCAAUUAUGAUAAUUCUGAUAAUCUUUUCAACACAAAUAAGAUAAAACUUUAU